This is a messenger RNA of Megalops cyprinoides (Indo-Pacific tarpon), 4628 nucleotides long. RefSeq names its product epsin 2 (gene epn2). NCBI's taxonomy places the organism in Eukaryota, Metazoa, Chordata, Actinopteri, Elopiformes, Megalopidae. Gene Ontology annotation, molecular function: clathrin binding; phospholipid binding. Gene Ontology annotation, biological process: endocytosis. The transcript is spliced from 9 exons. The coding region runs from base 451 to 2196 and encodes 581 amino acids. The record is from RefSeq and is a predicted model, not a curated record. Gene Ontology annotation, cellular component: plasma membrane; clathrin vesicle coat; endosome.
UGAGGGUGUCACACGGUGCUGAGGGAGACUUACAGCCUGCUAGCUAGCUAGCACAUCAAUCUGAACCCAGGGGUUUACGAGCAACAAGCCUUUCCAAAGCUUCAAAGAGUUUUUGUUUUUAUUCAUUACUCAUAUCGAGAACUUAUGGGCGGUCUGUGGGACGAAGAGUGCCCCCCGUAAGAACUGAAGCGGAAUGGUAAUGAAGGAACUCUGUGUGCCGACUCCCCUCUCUGUGUGGAAAUGGUUUUAACAGGUGCUGCUCUGGAGGCCUCGGGAACACGCAUUUGGGCUGGUGCAGCCUUGGAAAAAAUAGUGUUUUGAUCACUUUGUGGAAUUUGAACCAAAAAACGGACCUGUUUCUAUUUUUUUUUGUUGUUUUAAGUAAAAGAGCACUUGACACAUUCUAGUCGGUUUUGCCCGUGAGCACUCAGCCCUCAACCAACCGCCAAAAUGCCGAGCUCCACGAUUCGGCGGCAGAUGAAAAACAUGGUGAACAACUACUCGGAGGCGGAGAAGAAGGUGCGGGAGGCCACCUCCAACGACCCGUGGGGCCCCUCCAGCUCGCUGAUGUCGGAGAUCGCCGACCUCACCUACAACGUGGUGGCCUUCUCUGAGAUCAUGAGCAUGAUCUGGAAGCGGCUCAACGACCACGGCAAGAACUGGCGGCACGUCUACAAGGCGCUGACGCUGCUGGACUACCUGAUCAAGACCGGCUCGGAGCGCGUGGCCCUGCAGUGCAAGGAGAACAUCUUCGCCAUCCAGACGCUCAAGGACUUCCAGUACAUCGACCGUGACGGCAAGGACCAGGGCAUCAACGUGCGCGAGAAGUCCAAGCAGCUGGUGGUGCUGCUGAAAGACGAUGAUCGGCUGAAGGGUGAGCGCUCCCAGGCCCUCAAGACCAAGGAGCGCAUGGCGCAGGUGGCCACCAGCACGGGCAGCAACAACCAGAUGGGCUUCGGCCGCGGCUCCAGCCAGCCCAACCUCUCCAGCAGCUACUCGGAGGACUACGGCAAGUCUGAGGGCUCCCCAGCCUCCUACCAUGGGUCCACGUCCCCGAACGCUUCGUCGGAGCUGGAGCAGGCCCGGCCGCAGACGAGCGGGGAGGAGGAGCUCCAGCUGCAGCUGGCCCUGGCCAUGAGCCGAGAGGCCGCCGAGCAGGAGGAGAGGAUGCGGCGUGGGGAUGACCUGAGGCUGCAGAUGGCCCUGGAGGAGAGCCGUAAAGACUCCAGCACAGGGAAAGUGGCCAAGAAGAAGAAAGAGCCUGCCCAGACAUCUCUGAUGGAUUUAAUGGACGCGGUUCCCGAAGGCCCCGCGGAUCAGGUUUCAGACCCCUGGGGAACAGGAGCAGCGGCUGCCGCCUCAGACCCCUGGCAAUCAUUUGGAGCAGCCUCAAAGCCAGCUGCACCUGUUGAUCCUUGGGGCCCACCGCCAGCUUCUGUUUCAGCCACUCCCAUGAAGAGCGCUGACCCCUGGGGGUCCUCCACAGCACCAGCAGCCUCCGACCCCUGGGUGUCAGGGUCUGCCGCUCGCCCCCAGGCCUCUGGCACAGGUGAAUUUGAUCUGUUCAGCACACUAAAUGGUACUUCUAAGGAGGACUUCUCUGACUUUGACAGCAUUCGUUCCUCAUCAGUUAAGACAGGAGAGGCCAGAGGAAUCUCCACCCUGCCCUCACGGCCCAACGCGUCAGCUAGCCCUGACCUGUUUGACUUGCAGCCGAGUGUCCCACUUAGAAAAACGCCCGAGUCCUUCCUGGGCCCCAACGCUGCGCUGGUCAACCUGGACUCCCUCGUGACCAAGCCACCACAGCCCACCCCCGUCUCCAACCCCUUCCUUGCAGCAGGAGCUGCCCCUCCCACAGCUCAGGUUAACCCCUUCCAGGUGAACCAGCCUCAGCCUCCCACCCUCAACCAGAUGCGGGUGAGCCCCAUGAUGGGCAUGAGCGCCCAGGGCUUCGGCGGCCUGCCCCAGAUGAGCGCGGACCCCAUGCCGCUCUCCUCCAUGCCUCCCCCGGGUCCCAUGACCAUGAUGCCCAUGACAGGCAUGGCGGCCCUGGCCCCCAUGGGCCACAUGAUGCCCGGCGUGGGCAUGGGCAUCCCGGGCUCCAUGUCCAUGCCCCAGCCGCUCAUGAGCACAGGGCUGCCCUCGUCGGGCACGGCCGCGCAGGCCGGCAGCACAACCAACCCCUUCCUGUUGUGAAGGACACUCCCUGGCUCUCUGCGCCCGUCCCCAUCGCAGAUGAGCACCACCUACAUCAGACAAUAAAACUCUUUCUGUGUUUUCAGACAGGUGUGCUAUUUUAUUAAGACUUUUUGGAGUAGCAACAGUGUUUACAGUUUUUUUUUUUUUUAAAGGCAGAACAUAUUGUCUGCCCAGUGGGAGGUAGGUACCCUACAGAAAUUGGUAUUUUUCUCACAAAUUUCCCAAAUGAAACCUCUUGUUUCAUUAAUGUGUUGUGAGUGUGAUAUCCUAUCACCCUUGAAGUCCACAGUAGCUCUCCAAAAGCCAGCAUAUUGUUCAAAGGGGUGUAACAAGUAAAAAAAAAAAAGCCUUUUGAUUGCUUUAAUCUUAUCAAAGGGUUGACAGUUUAGGAAUUCUGCUCCAUUUUUGUCUUUAGUCUAUUAAAGCAAUGUAUUCACUGAAGCUAACCUUUUUUAAUCAAAUUAACCUGAAAGUUCUAUGUCAGUGCAUAUACACUGUGUGUAUUUACAGGAUGCAUUAGUAGACACACAGUCUAGAGAACUCAAAUCGGUUUACAUUUAAUGUUUUUGAUGUUCUAAGCAGGGAUUUUGCACAAGCUUUAGUUUCUUUGACUGUUGGUUCACCAUUAGUCCUUAGGUAAAGAGAUACAAGGAUCAACUGUGGCAUCAGUACGGAGCAUAACAAAUGAUAAAAGUGUGUGCUGUUACUGCUUAGGACGCAGAGGAGGAGUCUGCACUUCUUGUCUGACUGGUUCCAAUCCUGACACUUUGGGGAUGAACUUUUACCGUUGGAGUUUCAGUACUUUUUAAGCGUGACAAGGAACCGGUUCACACGUGUAAUGGUGGCUUUUAAUUUUUACAAAAGCUGCCAUUUUUUACUGCAUACAAUCUGGAGGAAUUAUUAAUUGGGAUGAAUGGUAAUUUAAAUUCUAUUCUGUCGUACAGCUCACUUUUCAUCAUUUUUCUUGUGACUUUUCUUAAGUUUAAUAUGAAUCUAAUUUCUAAUUAAUACUUCAGUUUAGUAUUCAACUGCCUAGCUCUUUUUGAGUCAUGCUGUUAUGAUGAAAUAUCCAACAAUCUCAUCUGUUUUUUUUUUUUUUUUCCCCAGUAGAUCCUGUUUAUUUAUGUGUGUAGAAAAUAUGAAUUGUCAUAGAAGGAACAAAGGGAAUUGGGAAUUGUUUUCUUAAGGGCAGGUCCUGACCCGUCUUGCUGUAAUAAUCACCUACAAUAUCCUUUAUCUGAGCUGUUUCGUUUUCCCAUACAUGGUCAUCACCUCUACAGGUUUAUAAGCGUGUUAGUGCAUGUACAUAUCUACACUGCGUGUUUGUGUGUAUGCACAUAUAUACGUACAAAAACGUAUGUGUAGCAAAUACAUGUGCAUAUAAGUUAACUGUAAUGUAAUGAACUGUUUAUCUUCAGAUAUGUGAAAGUAUGCUCAUGCUACUUAGCAUUUGUCUGCCCUUCUAAGGUACAGAUACAUAAUAAUAUGUUCACUUGUUGAUAUGAGUAAUUGGGAGGCUUUUUUCUGUAAGAUUUCAUUAAACGAAUGGUGUUGGUGGGGGGGAUACCUGUUAAGAUGCGGUUAAGACUCAGGACAUUUUAGCUCCUGAAAAAAAUACUCUCAAAAAUGUUCUGUUUUUCUCAAGAUGUUCUGAAAAGAUUUAACAGUGGAGCAGUUGUUUUAAAGCCUGCCAAGGCCCUGGGUCUUUUAAACUAAAUGAUCUGCAUAGUGUCAUUUGACUAUGCAUUUUAGCUCCAAGCAUGUAUACAGUAAUGUGCCAGUUAAACAUGGGUAUAAGACUCAUCCAUUGUUUUGGAAAACCUCAGUAAGCUUGAAGGUACCUAUGGCAGUCCAGGUAUCCACUUUCUCUGGGGUUCACUGUUGAAUAGUUCUUCUAGGAAACGGAUCUCAAGCUUCAGUUGCAUAUAGGUUAAAUAAUUAAAGGUGGACUACUGAUCAUUGUCAAAGAACAGCAUUAGGGUGUCCUCACACGGGAUCAGAUCCAUUUUCUUUUCUACUCCAUUACGCAUGGGGAGAUUUAGGCUAGAAUAGAUCUUAUAGGAAGAAAGUGUGGGGUCACAGGUCAGGGUAAAAGCAGUUAAUACUGUGCAUCACCCUCUGCUUUGACGAGUUAGCAGAUUGAUUCUAAAGACAAAAUAUGCAAGAAAACCAAACUUGGGAAGUGUUGGAAAUCAGUAUGUUAAUUAGAUUGCCCCAUUCUAAAAUUUCAAAUUCUGAAAAUGCACCUACUCGUCCUGCGUAUCUUUCACAAACACCACUCGAUAACAUCAGUUUCACAUGAUCAUUACUGGUUGCAAAGUAGAACCACUUCUCAAGCACAAUAAACUUGCAGGGUCUCAAUCACAGAAUUUAGUUACCAAAGUCCCAACGGUUUAUACAAAAAGAGGUGCUGUAGUGUUUCCCGUUAA